Molecule: messenger RNA, 448 nt
Organism: Aspergillus glaucus CBS 516.65
Lineage: Eukaryota; Fungi; Ascomycota; Eurotiomycetes; Eurotiales; Aspergillaceae
Exons: 1
Coding region: 103-360 (85 amino acids)
Source: RefSeq, a predicted model, not a curated record
CCCAAGUGCUGCCUCAUUCAGUCUCUUGCAAAAUUCCUCGUAGGAGAAAUGAGGCAUCGCCUAUGAAUUCUUUUCUCGUUUCAUGGUUGUCUUAAGAGACAUAUGUCACUUAUACCCGCCAAGUACUGCUAUCCUGACAAUCUCGUCCCUCACAUUCAACGAACCGCUCCACAACGACUGCCCAACCGAUCACUAGAAAGGCACAUCAUGGCUAAGCCCAGCGUCUUGUUCGUCUGCGUCCACAACGCUGGUCGCUCCCAAAUGGCCGCCGGUUACCUCAUUCAUCUCGCUGGCGACACCAUUAAAGUCCGCUCUGCCGGGCCGGCCACCAGCCGACUCCAUCAAUCCCAUCGUCAUUGAAGCUAUGCGCGAAGAAGGCAUUGACCUCAGCAACCAAAAACCCAAGAUUCUCACUACCGACGCGGUUCAAGCCAGCGAUGUUCUCAUC